CAUUCCGCUAUGGCAGAGCUACGAGUUUGGUUUUUGUGUUAUGUAUUCAUAGCGACAUGGCAUGACAUUCUUGGCGAUAAUUUAGAUAUCGACAGCGAUCCUCCAGUUGUGACAUGCUCUAAUGUUACUCUUGAUGAAGCCUUUCCUAAUACCUUCUUUAGCCUCACCUUGGAUGAUACGUAUACAUAUAUGGACGAAAACGCCGACCCGAGUGGGAUAUCGUACAAUAUAACCACUGGGUUUAAAGGAGUCUUAUUUCCUCCUGGAAAUACCCCUGUUACAAUGUUUGCAAGAGAUAUCUUUGACAACGUGGCCACCUGCCUGUUUUACGUUACGAACAGCCUCAAACGCUUGCCUGUCACCUGCCCUGACUUAGAUCGGAAUGUUACCCUAGGUCUGGGGGAGACAGCGCUUACCUUUGAUCCAAAUUUCGGAGCUGAUGACGUCAUCAGGUUCCUCCCUAUGUACCGGUUUCACGGAAACGUGAACGUUGAGGCAUCCAUUGAUGGUCUGCCUGUAGGGAGCCAUGUUACUCCGGGGAGACACGAGGUCGUUGUCGUUAUCUCUGAUGACGUGUUAUCGAGGACAUGCACAGGAUUCUACAACAUUGAAGGAGUAGUGGUAAAUUGUGACGUCAGAAAAUUGUCAGUCGAAAUCCCUUCCAGUCUUCUGAAAGAUGGAGUCGAUCCCUUCUCUCUUCAUUUCCUUGAUAAUUCUCCCAAUGAUUGUAAAAGCUCUAUGGAUACUGAUGGGAUAAUACAUCUUUCGACUGCAUACGACGCUUGUGGAACCACCUCAGAGUCAUCGGGGGACAACAUUACCUUUUCCAACGCAGUUACUGGUUCAAUUGGAGCGAACGACCCCAACAUCCACCUUCCAUUCCAGUGUGUAUUUAACAAAGAUCAGGUUGUUGAUGGGACUCCUUUUGACGUUACAAGGGAUAGCUUCUUUUCGAUCAAAGGGUUGGCUUCCUUUGAUUUGACCUUGAAGAGGUACGAUAGCAAGGGGUUUACAUCGGUGGCAUCAUCCGAAAUGGUUCCUCUACGACAGAUUCUCUACUUUGCGGUGUCUUUUCGUCACGACCCGUCUCCCGACCUCUCCCUCUUUAUUAAUACCUGUUGGGCAUCGCCGGAGCCUGAUCCGAAUCCGGAUGGUUCAACGAGAUACACUUUCAUCCUGAACGGAUGUGCUGUUGAUGAAACAGUAGAGUAUCCACUUCUAGAGAAUCAACAAAAAGAAGGUUUUUCUAUUGAAGCUUUCCGAUUCCUCGGGCAUUCUACACAGGUCCACGUGCAUUGUUCUGUAAUGACAUGCGUGGCUAGUAACCCGCAGAGCCGAUGCAAGCAAGGAUGCCUUCCGGGGGACGGCGCUCCACCAAUCCCCAUGACGGUUGGAGAACAUCAGGUUUCAAGUGAUGGUAUAUCCGUCGUUAGCCCGUAGAAAUAUGGGGUAGGCUACAGAUGCAACGAUGGUUCAAUAAG
Molecule: messenger RNA, 1481 nt
Organism: Lytechinus variegatus (green sea urchin)
Lineage: Eukaryota; Metazoa; Echinodermata; Echinoidea; Temnopleuroida; Toxopneustidae
Product: CUB and zona pellucida-like domain-containing protein 1
Exons: 8
Coding region: 10-1440 (476 amino acids)
Source: RefSeq, a predicted model, not a curated record